Laccaria bicolor S238N-H82 is the source of this 924-nucleotide messenger RNA. RefSeq lists its product as uncharacterized. Lineage: Eukaryota; Fungi; Basidiomycota; Agaricomycetes; Agaricales; Hydnangiaceae. The coding region runs from base 1 to 924 and encodes 307 amino acids. The record is from RefSeq and is a predicted model, not a curated record. The transcript is spliced from 10 exons.
AUGUACGUCGCCUGCGCAAGCUAUUGGUGUGCGCCUGCUGGUAUGAAUACACGUCCCACACCACACCACACUUGGAGUCGCCGUUCCGAGUAUAAUCCUAUCCGUCAAUCCCACAGGAUACGUGUUCCCGUUAUUACAUAUGGCAGAGAUGGUGAGGUGUUAUCCUCCGUUCGUCCCACCACCAAGACUACCUCCCCCGUGGUGGUAGAACGGGUCCUUGGUUCCAUUGUCGAAGAGGUGACUGAGGCGUUAACGUUGGAACUGAAAACGUCCUUCGCUGAGCAUUGGCGUGGAGUUGGGAGGUAUUGGAAUUUGGCAUGGACACUGGAGUCCGAGGUAUCUCCGAGACCAUUUACGUCAAUACGAAGUUGUAACUUCUCUCUUCCACAACGGUUGCCUACUGCGGACUUCGAUGCACAGUUGACCGCACAGCGCAAUGUGCUCGUUGUAGUGAGCCAUCCCACAUCGAGGACAUUCACGGCAUUAGGUGGGGAAGUAGCGGCGAACGAUAAGCAGCCGCUAGUUGUGUCGUUUUUGGCAAAUGAUGUUCCAGGUGAUAGUGAUGGAGGUCGAGGAGCCAACGGCGGCAUCGGUGAGCUUGGGUCCGUGCCGCGUGAUACUCUAGAAGGGGACGUCUGGUGUCUUAGCUCGGGUGGUGGACUAAACGGCGGUGGUAUGUGUGUGUUGGGAAUUCUGAUUGGUGAAGAUGGGCGUGGGUUUUGGGCGAAGCGAGUGUGGGCGACGACACAAAGCAUUCAUCCUUGCUCCUUAAUCAUCGGUCCAGGUACAUUCCAGAUCAAAAAUGCUCCCUCUCUUGAGACUUGGCUUUCCUCGACAUCUGCAAUCUCGGGUGAGGUGAAAGUAAUGAGUUGGAGAAUAUCAUGGCCAAUGCAUAGGAUGAUUGACGGGGAGCUAUAUACAUAG